Molecule: messenger RNA, 1805 nt
Organism: Oryctolagus cuniculus (rabbit)
Lineage: Eukaryota; Metazoa; Chordata; Mammalia; Lagomorpha; Leporidae
Gene: MLLT11
Product: MLLT11 transcription factor 7 cofactor
Biological process (GO): positive regulation of mitochondrial depolarization; positive regulation of DNA-templated transcription; positive regulation of release of cytochrome c from mitochondria
Cellular component (GO): nucleoplasm; cytosol
Source: RefSeq, a predicted model, not a curated record
ACAAGAAGCAGCUGCAGAGAAAGAGCUGAGAGAAUGGAGUGGGCAACUCUGGCUGUGGGCCCAGAGAAGCAGCUGGUCCCUAUGGGGCCACCCCCAGACAUGGGGGGCUCCGUGGGUCCCAGGGUACAGUCAAGGGACAGGCCUCUGCCCUGGCAUCACCCCUGCCCUUCCCGGGGAGAGGUCUUGCCCGGGUUUAAGAGGAAACAGAACUAGGGCCUAGGCUUCCCCUCCCCCAGUAUGUUCGCUCACAGAGACUCAAGGCUUCUGCCCGUCCUCCCCCCACCCAGAAAUUCUCUGCUGCCAGCAACCUCAGCUAGGAUGCACACCUCUCUUGUGAAUUUUUCUGUUUUCCGUGGCUGCCUCAGUCUCAGGUUUAGACCAUCCAGGACCCAGAUCCACUGUGUCUGGCUCAGAAAGCCCCUGUCUCCUCCCACCUCCCUAGCACUCCAGCGCCUCUUUUCCCUUCGACCUCAGCCAGCGCACGGCACGGGCCUGGAGGACAAAUGUCACCCUGGGGGCGCCCCUUCACCCCCCACCCAGCAUCUCGAUCGUCAGAGCCACCUUCCUCACCCUCCCCACCCCCAGCAUCCGGAAGCUAUGAGGGACCCCGUGAGUAGCCAGUACAGCUCCUUUCUUUUCUGGAGGAUGCCUAUCCCAGAACUGGAUCUGUCGGAGCUGGAAGGCUUGGGUCUGUCAGAUACACCCACCUACAAGAUGAAGGACAGCAGCGCUGGCAACGUGACCGGGCAAGCACCUGGAGCAGAGCGGGAGAAGAACCUUGAGGGUGACGCGCUCCUUGAGUACAGCACCUUCAACUUCUGGAGGGCUCCCAUUGCCAGCAUCCACUCCUUUGAACUGGACUUGCUCUAAGGCCGAGACCUCUCUCCCACCACCUUUCCCUCAUUGUCUUGCCUUUCCAUCCCUCUCCCAUUUUAAUCUUGUUCUUUCUCCCUCUGUUGUGUUGGUGGUGCUGAUGAAUCUGCCAGAGUUGAGUUGUAUUUAUUUAUUUAUUUAUUUAUUUAUUUAUUAUUUAUCUAUCUGUUUCUCUCAAAAGCCCUCAAGGCACAAAGUAAAGGGUUCAGGCAAUGGAAUAUUGGAUCACAGGGAUUCCUCCUUUUUUCCCUCAAAUGUUAACUCUAGCUAGCAGGGGAUGCCAGAGAGUAGUAUAGUAGGGCAACAUGUGAGACUGUUUUCUAUUCCAUUUUGAUCAGCUUCAGAAAUUGUUCAGACUUUCUUAGUUUCUCGCUCCAGGCCAGUAAGCAAAUACUUCUUAAAGGUUGAUGAAAACCUUAGAAGUUUUAAUUUGAGAUGAUCUGUUACCAAACAGGAUUUCUAAAAGGUCCUUUUUUAUUUUUAUUUUUAUUUUUAUUUUUGAUCCUGCUCCUUCUUGUAAAAAUACUUUUUCUCAAAGAAACUAGGGGUAAAGGUAUAAAAGAUGAGAAUAUGUCAUGGAAAAUGAAUUUGGGGAAAGCAUUCAAUCAGAAAUAGCUAAACUCUUUCUUUCUCCAAAGAGUGUUCCUUCUGUAAGCCUACUCACUUCACAACUUUGUUCUUAAUGGUUUAAAAAACUCUGAGGAAAAUCAGAUUUCUAAUCUCAAAAUGCAAUCUUGCUGAGUGUUACGAUAAUCUGUAAGGUUUUAACUUCUAAAAGUAUUUUUGUUUUGCCCUCCUGCACUUGCAAUGUCAGUCAUCAGUGGGCCUCCAGCACAUGAAAUAAACGAGUACAUUCUCAUCCUACACCAAAAUUAUUGCUGCUGAUCUGUGCUGCCAUUUCCUCAUUUAUAUAAUAAAGACAUUCAACCCCA